Molecule: messenger RNA, 4743 nt
Organism: Larimichthys crocea (large yellow croaker)
Lineage: Eukaryota; Metazoa; Chordata; Actinopteri; Sciaenidae
Gene: apbb2a
Product: amyloid beta (A4) precursor protein-binding, family B, member 2a
Exons: 15
Coding region: 264-3041 (925 amino acids)
Biological process (GO): regulation of DNA-templated transcription
Cellular component (GO): cytoplasm; nucleus
Molecular function (GO): amyloid-beta binding; transcription factor binding
Source: RefSeq, a predicted model, not a curated record
GCGCCGCGCUGCUCCGGGAUCCUCUGGCGCAGAGAGAAAUCGCAGGUUGGCCACCAGCGAGCACCGAUCCGGGCUGGGAGGGCAGAUGUGAUGUGAUCCAAUACGGGCGGCCGGCUGCAGCUACGGGGUGGACUGGCACUUAAAAGCGGCUGUCGACCUCGGCCCGGCUUACUAUACUGUGUGUCGUCGUGGGAGUGGAGGCGCAAAAAGCCUGGAGGCUGACCGAAGAGCGCUUUAUCACAGCAGUGUAUUUCCUGUCAGCCAUGAUGUCAGUACAAACUCCUCCUCUCUCCCGCUCUGGCUCCUCCCCGUCUAAUGUGGGUCUGACCAAUCGAGGUGGCUCCUCUGCCACACCUCCCACCUCCCUCGGCCUUCGCUCAUCAUACAAUCAGCUGCUUGGGCGAGAUGUCAUUAGGGAGUCUAUGGAAACCGGAAGUUCAGCCACCUUGCCAAAGAGCCGUCAGAGGUAUGCAAUGACCAGUGUACGGAGCGCCAUGGGGAUAAGCGACAACUUGGCUUCCUCUAAAAACCAACCUGUAACGAGAGGAAGGGGUCUCCCCACCAAGUCCUCCUCCAGUUCUGCCCUUUACUCCUCCUCUUCCUCCUCCUCGUUGUCUAACACAACCAACCCAAAAUUAGCCAAGAAUGGGGCCAACAUGCAGAGACGAGCUGAGAGCCAGCAGCUGAAACUAAGCAGGGCCAAUACAGAGGACAAAAUUCACAAUGAUUUCAUCAAUAACCCAAGUUCUGAUUGGAUAGAAAUAGGAAAAGACAACUCACAGCUGCCUCCAUUCCGAAGGAGGACCAAGAGCUUCUUGGAGUACCAUGAGAAGGGCUGGGAUCUGGACUCUAGUUGGGGAAACAAAGAGGACAAGGGGGAGAAGAAGCAACAGCUUUCCCCAGAAAAGGAGCAGGCCAGCCCUGCCAAAGAGAGGGAGAGCCAGAAGGAGGAAAAGCCCAGCAGUAAGCAGACCUGCCAGGAGGAGGAAGAGGAAGAGGUGGUAGAGCCAGUGGUGGAGGAAGAGGAGGAAGAUGACCCCACACCACCACCAAGACAGCCCCUGCUCCCAGUGGUGGUGGAAGCCCCUCUUUCCUCCACCUCCUCCUCUUCCAGCAACAGCCCAGAGUGGGUUCCAGACAACCAGAACCAAGUUCCAGCUCAGGUCAGAGAGGAGCUAUGUGCCCAGGUUCAGGCUAGUCCACGCAGUCCUGCAAAGCCCCCUCGGAGCUCCCAGCCCCGUGUGAUCAAGGUGGAGCUGCAUCCCAACAAUGAGAACCAGUUCCUGCAACAGUACCCACCUUCUUCCCCUAAACAGGCCCGGGCUGCAGAGAGGAACACUCCUACCAGGAGCCGGGCACCCCCUGCCCUUCCAGAUCCUGAACCAGAAACUGGACUCCCGAAAGUGGGCUUAAGAAUGGAUCUGACUCCUGACACUCCAUCAGAGGAUGAAGACUCCAGCUGGACCACCCUGUCCCAGGAGACACCAUCUCCUCAGACUCCACGGGAAACAGCAGAUGUAUGGGGUGAUGGGGACCUGCCCCCAGGCUGGCGGGAGAUCUCAGACUCAUCUGAGGUUUAUUUCUGGCAUGUCCCUACCGGCACCACACAAUACGACCGACCUGUUGCCUCUGGCAACCAACACACCUCACCCAUUGAGCCAGACAGGGAGCAUGACCCACAACAGGAAACGCAGGACGCCCUCAGGCCACCCAACGAGCGCCCCAGCAGUCUGAUAUCUGACAGCUCGGUGGAGCCAGUCCCCUCACCCUCUGGCUCCUCCCCCUCGUCCGCCUCCUCAUCCACCCCCUCCAAUGAUGUCACCUCUUCUGGACCAAAUCUCAAUAUCACCACCUGCGCAGCCAACGAGCUGAAGGACUAUCCAGUUUAUCCAGAUCCCAGUCUGAAGGCGUUUGAAGGGGCUACCCUCCGCUAUGCUUCACUUAAACUCAACCCCCCAGCCCAGCUGGAGACAGUGGACCUCAACAAUACCUUCUCCGAUCCAGAGGCAAUGUCAUUUCCUGUGCGGUCUCUGGGCUGGGUGGAGAUGGCCGAACAGGACCUGUGUGAGGGGAGGAGCAGCGUGGCUGUCCACCACUGUAUCAGACAGCUGUCCUACUGCAGGAGGGAUAUACGAGACUCAGCCGGCGUCUGGGGAGAGGGGAAAGGGAUGCUCUUAGUGCUUCAGGAUCGCAUGUUGACCCUGGUUGACCCAGACGAUCGCAGCCUGCUCCACUCUCAGCCAAUCAGUAGCAUCCGUGUAUGGGGGGUCGGCCGAGACCACGACAGAGAAAGGGACUUUGCCUACGUGGCGAGAGACAAAAACACGCGGGUGCUGAAGUGCCACGUGUUCCGAUGUGAUACCCCUGCCGCAGCCAUCGCCACAAGUCUCCACGAAAUCUGCUCCAAGAUUAUGGCUGAAAGAAAAAGUGCUAAGGCUGCAGCUGGCAGCUCCUCCCAGACCGGCUCCGAUGUACCCCUACAAGAGUUCCCCAUGCCAAAGACAGAGUUGGUGCAGAAGUUUCAUGUGUUGUAUCUGGGUAUGACAUCCGUGUCUCGCCCCAUAGGUAUGGACAUCAUAAAUGGGGCCAUAGACAGCCUCGUGUCCUCAACAGGCAAAGAGGACUGGACUCCUGUCAUACUGAGUAUUGCUGACACCACACUGGCUGUCAUCAAAGAUAAGGAAGAAGAGGAGGAGGUGUUGGUGGAGUGCCGUGUCCGUUUCUUGUCCUUCAUGGGCGUUGGACGGGAUGUGCACACAUUUGCCUUCAUUAUGGACACUGGGAGCCAGCAUUUCCAGUGUCAUGUGUUCUGGUGCGACCCCAACGCAGGCUGUGUGUCUGAGGCUGUGCAGGCAGCAUGUGUGCUGCGGUAUCAGAAGUGUCUGGUGGCACGGCCGCCCUCCCAACGCGCUGGCUCCUCCUCUGCACCCUCUCCGGACUCUGUGACCCGGCGGGUGACCACCAGCGUGAAACGUGGUGUCCAGUCGCUCAUAGACACUCUGAAAACCAAGAAACAGCCGUCAGAACUCCCCCAGCAAUGACCAUCACCAGUGGCCACAGCACCCCCGACCUCCCCCCGACCCCGAGCUGAUGCCUGGAUGCCACUCACACACUAUUGCCACAACAUGUAAUCAGUACCAGCCUUGGUAGCCAAUGAUGUACAUAUAUGUUAACAAACACCACCACAGAUGAAGGAAAGAGGAACAGUCAUCCAGUAUGUCUGGUGAUAAAAAAAUAAAAAUAAAAAAAACCUUCUAGGUUUCAUGAGGAUGAAUGGUGUCACUGGUUGAACUGGUUGACCUUUGAACCUUCCAUCUGUCACCUGCUGGCUUCAGUGGCCCUUACUGUAUGUGGAUGUCUGGGCUCGAUGGAUUACUUGAUCAAGAAGUCUACAGACAGGAUACAGGAUAACCCAGAAGAAAAAGAUCCAAUUUCUAUUAACACUGGUUACUCACUUUCCUUCCAUGCUCUGUCCCCCUUCUGUAAAAACAGCCAUCAGCACAGGAAGAGCUCCUGGACUGGAACUACGGGAGCCUUCCAGGACAGAAAAGUUGUCUGCUUGGUGUCAUCAGAUAUUGACAACCAGGACCAGACAGACGAGACCUGUCAACAUGCCCUAUUCCACCAAAUGGCGUAGAAAUGUUUUGACCUCUUCGAUGUGUAACAGACUUGAAACAAACAAAACUUAACAUCUCCUUUGAGGAUAAAUGAAGUGAUUGUAUUAAUGAAGUGUAUGUAAAUGAUUGUAUGUAGGAAGAGAGAAUGUAGGGCACAAGACUUGUAGAUAUGAAGGAGAGAGAGAUGAGGUGUUGGUGAAAGAAAAAAAUGGGACAGAUGUGGGUUUUGAUUUUUGCAUGUUUUCUUGAUGGGAUACUUUUUAUGUUGAUGAGUUAAUAAAGGUCUUGGUAAGAGGCGUGGUGAACACACAAGAAACAGAUGCUCUCAGCACAAGUCAUCUCCACAUGACUGGAUUUACACUGGCACAACAAUCUGGCCUCUGUCUAACUGAAACCUGAAUACAAGGUUACUCUGUUCCCCAUUUACAGAAUUACAAUUAAGGAUUGUCAGUCAGUGAUUUUUACUUUCCAUUCCUUGAUGGGUGAGUUGAGCAAAAGAAAGUUAAGUUAUUGAUGUAUUUUGAAGCUUCAAAUUAGUUAAGAUUGUAAUUUUUUUGCAUACAUGAUUGAAAAGCUCAAGAAUGUUACAUUGCUUCUGUUCAAACUAUUUCCUCAGGAAUCUUUAUGCAUACACCCAAGAUCUAUGUGGUAGCAAGAUAUUCGAAAUCCAGGUUUUGACCUUGGCAGAUGUGAAGCGCUCGUGGCUAUAUGAACAGUGGUACACGACAGUGUUUGCCCUGCUAGAACAGCAUGGAAAAGCUCAAAUCUGUGCCAGACAGUAAGGGUUAACAAUAUUUCCUCUUCCACGGUAAAUCCAGCCAGUUUUCUCCCACUCACAAACAAAAUAUAAACAGACACACACAAAUACGCACACAAAGCAGCAAGAACUCUGCUGUCACUGCUAUCAAAACCCUUACACUGCUCCUAUGGCUCGGUGCCACCACCUGCACUCGACGUGAACUCUGUGAACGCAGUCAAAAACUAAAAAUCAAAAAGACACAUACACACAAAACAAGACAAACUAGAGAGAUGCUGUAAAUCAUUUCAGUUCUGUUCUUCACUCAUCUCUACACCAUGUAAGUGUAAUCUGUUGUGACAAUAAAUGCAUUACCAAAAGAAAAAGAAA